This is a messenger RNA of Ictalurus furcatus (blue catfish), 4808 nucleotides long. It is a transcript of the gene phactr2, whose product is annotated as phosphatase and actin regulator 2. The transcript is spliced from 13 exons. Bases 790 to 2598 code for a protein of 602 amino acids. Lineage: Eukaryota; Metazoa; Chordata; Actinopteri; Siluriformes; Ictaluridae. The record is from RefSeq and is a predicted model, not a curated record. Gene Ontology annotation, molecular function: actin binding. Gene Ontology annotation, biological process: actin cytoskeleton organization.
AAGAUAAAUGAUAUAUAUAUAGACAAAAGAAGAACGUAUUGAAAUCAUUCUCAUGGUUGGAUCAGGACGCUGUCACAAGGUUGCACUGGACAUUUAAUAAUGAACAAAUAACGAACACCAGACAUGUUACUACGAGUUCAUCAUAAGUGAGAGAGACGACGCUGGGUGUUUUUACAAAGACAUGACAAUCAUGUAGAAGUUUUUUUGUAAAUAAAUUUACAUUUCCCCAAACCAUGUUCAUUUCCUCUAUGUAUGGAGACUUUUGAGACACCCUGUGGAGGAACGACAAUAAAAGCCCACUUGACUUUAAACUUUAAACUAAACUGCGUUGUGCUUUUUCUUUCAGUUUUGUAUUGUGCACGUGUAUGCAAACGCUUGCUCUGAGCUGCACAGACUACAUAAGAUGACUUUUGAAAGGACGUACUGAUAUCGUGAUACUUUUCUUUGGUAUUGCCUGGUAUCGGAUGGAAGAGGAACUUAGUGGCAUCGCGCGGUCCUGCUGAGUGCUGAGGGGCCUGAGAAAGGAGGAGUCAGUCCACUUCCUCUCUGUGAGCGGCUGCGGGUUUGCAUGUCAUGCAGUCCCUCUGAAGGAAUGCUCGGUAUUUCAGGGCAGUGAAGUCGAUUUUCUGACGAGCCUCGUGCGUGCUGUGAUGAAGAGCCAGUGAACCGGAGCACGGAGCUGCCCGCCGGUGAUGAUGAGUCGCGCGCUAAGUCGGCGGAGCGGAAGUUGUUCAGGGAGCGCGCGCGGUGUUUUUUGCUUAGCGGCCCGUUAACGGCGCAGACACCGUCAUGGGCCAAACAUCAGUGUCCAGCCUGUCUCACGCACCCACCGUGGAAGGACUGGAAAAAGCUUCUCUGGCCAACUGUGAUGUGGUAGUCGGAGGUUCCCAGUCCUCUCAGCUGAAAGGGAAGGGGAAACUGUCCUCUCUAGGCAAAAUCUUCAAACCCUGGAAGUGGCGGAAGAAAAGAACCAGCGAUAAGUUCCAGGACCUCUCUAAAGUUUUAGAGAGGAAAAUUUCCACCAGACAAACCCGUGAGGAACUCAUCAGGAAGGGGGUUCUUAUAGCAGACCAAGAGGAUGCAGUGAACACAGAGACUCUAAAUGGACAUGCAGUUCCCAGUGGAGUUAAAGAAGAGGUCAAAGUGGACAUUGAGUCCCCAGAAACUCCCGCUGAGGAGAAGACUGUGAUUACGCCAGAGGCUGAUGACACAGAAGAGUGCUCUGGUCCUGUCUCUGCUCCUGUAAAAAAGAAAGAAAACACAUGCAGCCCACAGGCCAGCGCGUCUGGAGCUCAGAGACCCGCUGCUAAAAAACAACCGGCCGCAUCCAGCAAGGCCUCGAGCGGGGCGGCAGGCGCAGGGGUGAGGAAGGAUGCCAAGACAGUGGUUAAAAAGGUACAGAAGGGCGCGAAUAAACAGGCUUCCGCUCCUCCACCCAAUCAAAAUACACGAAGCACAGCUCGUGGGAACGCUAAAUCCAGCACUCCUAAGAAAACGGCUGGUUCGUCUAAGAGUUCCUCUCAGGCCUCUUCAACAACCAGUGUGAAGAACGUCAAAGAUGGCACCUCUGAACUCACUCCAGCAGAGAGCAAGCAUGGAAAGAAAGCCAGAUCACCUCAGCCCCGUCCCAAAGCCUCGAUUGGGUCUGAAAACCCAGCUGAGGGCAACUCUUCCACUAAAGACCAAAGACAUAGCCGCCUGGCCUCCGGUGCUGAUGGGAAGUCUGUUAAGGAGAUGUCUCAGGUUGACGAAGGUGCUAAGAAACAGUCGGAAACGUCAGCGCCAGAGAAAAGUCAGCCGCAUGUAAACAAAACCAUAGAAGAGACGGCAUUUACAGAAAGUGCACUUUCCUCAGACACACCGGGAGAGAAUCAGAGCACAGAGAAAGUAACCAAGGACACGAGGACUGGAGCAGAUGGAGACCCACAAACUGAAGGAAGCAGGAAACCACAGGGUGUCAAUGUGGAAAGUCCAGAAGUGACCGUUAUCCCUAAUGCCGUUAGAGAGACGGCGGCUAGUGACUCUGACUCAGACGGACCCAUACUCUAUAAAGACGAGGAAGAGGAGGAUGAAGAGGAUGAGUACACCUCCAGCUCCCUUGCCAGUAAAAUCCGCCGCAGAGACACGCUUGCCAUCAAACUCGGCAACAGGCCCAGCAAGAAAGAGUUGGAAGAGAAGAACAUCCUUCCAAGGACGUCAGAGACGGAGAGACAGGAACUGCGGCAACAGAUUCACUGUAAACUAGUGAGACGACUCAGCCAGAGGCCCACCACUGAAGAGCUGGAGCAGAGGAACAUCCUAAAACAGAAAAAUGAGGAAGAGGAGCAUGAAGCCAAGCAAGAAAUUAAAAGGCGGCUUUCUCGGAAGCUGAGUCUCCGGCCCACAGUCGCUGAGUUAGUAGCACGGAGGAUCUUGCGGUUUAACGAGUAUGUAGAAGUGACUGAGGCGAAAGAUUAUGAUCGGCGUGCUGACAAGCCCUGGACCAGGCUGACACCUGCAGACAAAGCUGCUAUACGUAAAGAACUUAACGAGUUUAAAAGCAAAGAGAUGGAAGUUCAUGAAGAGAGCAAACAAUUUACUAGGUUCCAUCGUCCCUGAGAGGCUGGAAUGGCGCCCACACCAUUUUCUCUCUCUCUCUCUCUCUCUGUCUCUCUCUCCCUCUCCCUCUCUCUGUUCCGGUUCCUUCAGUUCAUUUUCCACUGUGGGGCCAAGAGUCGAGCUCCAUGUCACACGCUGACACAUUCCGGUCAUUGUGUCUCCAAGCAUCAUCUAAUUCUUGGGUGAAAUAGAGGACAGCUGUGAAAUGCCAGCGAGAGAGAUGUCUGUGCAAGAACAAACAUGAACAGGUGUCUUGCUCGGUCACUGGCUUUGUUUGCACACACUAAGGACAAGAUGUUGUGUUUUUUUUUUUUGUUUGUUUGUUUGUUUUUGUUUGUUUUUUUAAAUGAAGGAUUCUCAGUAUGCCUCAGGACAUACAGUGACAUAAACAGUAACUUCUUGACACAUCAUUCUGUACGUCUUUGUGCUGAGGACAUGGCCUUUUUUUUUUUUUUUUUUUUUUUUUUUAAACAUAUGACUGAUUUUAUAACAGUGUUACAGCGUGAAGUCCCAUAUUACUUAUAUUCAUGCAUGUGAAAAAGCAUUUUAAAAAUCAUAGUCAUCCAUUGAACCCAUACCAUUUCUAUAAGAAACAAACAGGAACAGACUUUCAAACAUGAAGUCCUUUAAAGAAUUACAAAUGUUUAUUUGCAUUGUUAUUAUUAUUGUUAUUAUCAUUCUGACUGGUAGCAGCUGUAAUGGAAAUCAGAUUUGCUUUGUGCCUUUUUCUGUUCCAUCCAAUAAGCUGUUUUGGGGUAUCAGCUCCAUUUGAGCAUAUGUGGAGCAGAUCGUCUUUCGUUUUCAUAGCUUUACAGUCUUAUAGUCACCAUCUCCAUCAAUUUACCCUUGGCCAAAACAGGCUGUACAUUAUAAAUGCUGCGUUGACUACAACAGGGCUGAAUCAUCACUCUUUUAUUGCACUUGGACUAUGGGAAAUGCUCAACUAUUCUACAUGCUGGGUUUACACAGAUAGUUCACGUUUUUGCAUAUGCAUUCGAUUUUUAGUGUUCUAUAUGGUUUUCUCCACAAAUGGAGCCUCAUCUCAUUAUUUCACUUCUGCACCACCUACUUCUCAUUGCACCCAAAUGGGUGAAAAACUCCAGAUCCGUUUUGCUGCUGCGAGCAUAGCCAUAUUGCAUUACACUGUGAUAUGGUAUAGGAUCAGACUUUUUAUGUUACUGUUAUACGAUGAUGUUACCACAAAUGUACAUGUGUGAGAAGCUGGGAGUAUUAUUUUGUCAUUGCAAACAGGUAUCAUGGAGAAAUAUUUAAAUUAUUUUUAAUCAGUUGUUGUACAGAAUGUGCAUAUAAUACGUGUGAAUACAUCAAAUAUGCUGUAAAGCAGACUGAUUGUUUGGAUUAUUACACUGCACUCUUUCUGUGCUUAAGAAAACACUCGCACCUUUUUAACGCAAGUGGAUUUGGGGUUAGGUCCUGACCUUCCUGAACUCAUCACUCAAUGCAGAACCUAAAAUCAUUCUGUGCUGACGAGUCUUUACAUAUAAAUUAUAUAAUUUUGUGGUUAGAAAAAAGGUCCUGUUAAAACUGCUGGAAUUCUGCUGACCUCUGUAAGUUGUCUUAGGUUGCAUGUUCUCCAUGUGUAUAUUUUGGUUUCCUCCGGGUUCUCUAGUUUCCUCCUGCCUCAAAGAAACAUGAUGGUGGGUGCACUGGCUAUACUAGGUGAUUUCUGUGUGUGUCUACGUGUGUGUGCGUGUGUGUGUGAUGCAGUGGUGGCACCCCAUCCUUGGUGUAUUUCCAUCUCUUGCGCACUGUUCCAGGGAUAGAUUCUGGAUCCAACGCGACCCUGACCAGGAAAAAGAGAUUCUAAUGUCACGCCACUCAGGUACGCACAGUCUGACCGCUCUGUACAGCCUGAUUUGGAGCUGAUUUAGGCUUGUGUAGAUCUAACUGAAUCAGACCAGAAGGCCUUAUUAAUUUACACCUUUAACUCCAAGGGCUGACUUUUUCUGUGAGACUGAACACAAAUCAGUGAUGAUAAUUUCACAUUAAGUCUUGCUGGUGUUCCACAAAUCAUUUUAGUGGUUAAUAAAGCAGCUCAGAGCCGGAUACACUGAGCAGAUGGUAACACAAGUGGUAAAAAAAAUGUGACACGACUCAGUUCCAUGGAACAGAGAUGAAAUUGCAAACACAGUAAAAUGUCAUUGUUAACUGUCAGCAGGUCCAUUUUAUAGUAGAGUUUAUAGGAGACC